AUGGGUUCAAAUCCUAACAUUAUUGCUUAUUUCCACCCCGAAUGUGCCAAAAAAUAUUUUGCGGGCAAAGAGCAGCCACAGGAAAAUAAUAAUUCCCGCAUAAAAGAAAAAUUAUUGCGAAACUUGGAUAAAAUAUGUUUGGACCCAUUUGGCUAUUUGGCGAAUAAUGAAUAUUUGAAAACAGACGGAGCCGAGGAAGAAUACCAAAAAGCCGAAAUUACUAAGGAGCAAUUAGGGAUUAAAUCUGAUACUAAUAAUUCUACUAAUCUAAAACCAAAUAACCAUCAACUAGCAAUUGGUUUAACUAUUGGGGCUAGCGUGGUUUUAGUAGUGGGAAUGGUGGUUUACUUGAUUAGGAAAAGAAAUAAAAAGGCGUUAAUGAUAUUAUUGCUGGAAAAAUUGAAUAGUCCUUUUCGAUUGCUUGCCAAUAAUAAAUCACUUACUAAAAAUAGGCUAUAUGUCCUAGCCGUUUCGGGUGGUCCCGACAGCAUGUUCUUGUUAGAAAAAAUGCGUUGCGAAAGAUAUAGUUUGGUGGUCGCUCAUGUCAAUUAUAAAAAAAGAGAGAACAGUGAUUAUGACGAAAAGGUGGUGAGGAAUUAUUGUCAAAAAUAUUCUUUGCCCUGCGAAGUUUACCAGGUAAAAGGCUCCGAGCACAAUUCCAUUAGCAAUUUUCAAGACCGAGCCCGCAAAAUCCGCUAUGACUUUUUGCAAAAAUUAGCCGAUAAAUACCAAACUAAAUAUAUUGCGGUGGCUCACCAUUUAGACGACCAUUUGGAAACCUACUUGCUACAAAAACAAAGAAAAUCAUUAGUUGAAUAUUGA
Ambispora leptoticha is the source of this 822-nucleotide messenger RNA. NCBI's taxonomy places the organism in Eukaryota, Fungi, Glomeromycota, Glomeromycetes, Archaeosporales, Ambisporaceae. The record is from the annotation of a GenBank genome assembly.